AAAAGCUAACAUUUGACAUUGAAAGUAAGAAUAAAAAUUCAUUAAAAGAUUUUUUUAAAUGAGCCUAUUAAGUCGCUUUACAGUCAUUAUUAAGGACAGUUGCAAAUAUUCAUUGUUGUAAGUAACUUAAAAGUUUGUGUAUUUGACAGGGGAAAUGUAAAAAAAAAAAUAGGUCACUGUAUUAAAUAGUAAUAUAGACACGUGGGCGGAAGUGGGCUACGUCAUCAAAACAGUGAGGCAGGAGGAGGAAAAGAAGCCCCGUCCGUGGAUGUGACACGCUUACAAAUACAUAGAAAACAACUCCGCGAGCAGCAGGAAAGCAUGAUCCGUCUCUCACGCCGUGCUUAACCCGCUCGACACGUCGGAGCUUUGUGUAUUUUCUCCCCUUCUUUCUCGUGUCCUCGGAGGCAGCAGCAGCACCAUGGUGGAACAGUCGGACCGAGCCCCGCUCCUGGACUGGGAGGAGAUCCCACCGCCCGAUCCGAACCAGGCGGCUCAACCUACGCCUCAGCCGCCGCGAGAAGAAGACUCCGCGGCGGAGAAAAGUGCGCCGACAGACACUGCGGCUGGUACUGGGUGGAGCAGCAGCACCACCAUCGACGCCACCACCAUCAUCAUCCCCCCCGGUCCGACACGCAAUGUGACAGCUGCUGUUGUUGUCAAAGGGGACGGAAGCCCGGGCCGAACCGAACUGUCCGGGCACGGCUGGGAUCGCCCGCAGCCUCUCGGUACAGACCGUAACGCCCCUUUCCCCGGCCUCUCAGUGAAGGAUCAGUGGGAGGAAAAAGACCAGAUAGUGGCCGUGUUUGUGGUUACCUUUGAUACAAGAUCAGGGAAUAUGAUAGAGUGGUGCCUGCCUCAUGACAUCAACUUGGAUGGUGUUGAAUUCAAGUCAAUGGCCAGCGGUUCUCAUCGGAUCACCAGCGACUUCAUAUAUUUCCGUAAGGGUGGCUACUUCGGUCUGGCAUGUUUUGCGAACAUGCCCGUGGAGAGUGAGCUGGAACGAGGAGCGAGAAUGAAGUCUGUGGGAAUUCUGUCUCCAUCCUACACUCUGCUCUACCGUUACAUGCACUUCCUGGAGAACCAAGUCAGACACCAGUUGCAGUGUCCUGGCCAGUAUUCUCCACUAGAGGCCUUCUAUGAGGAUAAGAAGGCCAUUCUUCCCCCUACAGGAAACGGACUAGUCACCGCCUGCCCGACCUGGAGUGUUACUAAUAUAAGCCGCUGCAUGCACCCUGAAAUGAAGAUCACCCACCCGGCUGGCUGCAUGUCCCAGUUCAUCCAGUUUUUCGGGGAGCAAAUAAUGGUGCUGUGGAAGUUCGCGCUGCUUCGGAAGCGCAUACUCAUCUUCUCGCCUCCACCUGUAGGAGUUGUCUGCUACAGGGUGUAUUGCUGUUGCUGCCUGGCCAACGUUUCAUUACCUGGCAUUGGAGUUUCUGUGCCUGAAUUACGGCCUUUCUUCUACAUCAACAUAGCCGACAUCUCUGCCCUGGAAACAGAGCUGUCAUACGUGGCCUGCACCACGGAGAAGAUCUUUGAGGAGAAAAAGGAGCUGUAUGACGUCUAUAUCGAUAACCAGAAUGUGAAAACUCACAGGAGCCAUUUGCAGCAGCUGCUCAGGCUGACCGCAGCAGACAAGGAGAAAUACAGGAAGCUGACUGAGCAGAGGCAACUGCUGCUGUACUCUCAGGAGGUGGGUGAAGACUGCACAUCAAAUGAAGAGGAUCUUUUCAUCCUGUUCUUUAUGGAGCUUAAUAACCGCAUCUUCCAGACCCUGUCAGAGGUAGCAGGAAGCGCCGACCCCACUCUCACCGGUGAGCACGUGAGGGCCAUGGGGCUGGAUCCCCAGGGAGAUCGAGCCUUCCUUGCCGACCUGCUGGAGGUUUAUGGUUUCGAUGUAACGCUGGUCAUAGACAACCUCUGCUGCCCCUGAACCCCAUUCAACCCGGGAAACUCGGAAGCCUGGAUUAUAUGUGCCUACUAGGGUCACAAAUACAAGACUCUGAAGACACUGCCUCCAUCCUGGGACUUCAUCUGCUCUCUUCUCUUCUGUGUGUGUGUCUCAUCUUAACCUGAGGAGACUGUUUCCAACCACUGUGGAAGAAAAGGACACCUAACAUUGUGCACUUCCUCACAGUGGGUGAUAAACACCAAUACUGCUGAGCAGACUUGUGGCCAUUAACAUCUUCUGCGAGUCACUCCUUGCUGUUUUUGUCUGAACCAGUUUUCUUGUGUGCACACUUGUUUGACUUUGAUUAAGUGACCAGGACUGAAGCACUGGAUGAAAAUGUAAACUGUCUGAUGAUUGCACCUGCUACUGUAGUGAAGUCACCGGCACUUUGACGUCCACUUGUGGUUUGUCUAAAAAAUGGAUUUAAGGUUCCUCGAAAUGAAUUUGUGCACUUCAGAUAUCUUUCCUGGGGAAUCACACAGACCUCAGAAUAACAGCUGUAAUUCUGUUCUUAUGUUUUGUUUUUUUGUCUGACUAUUCCUGAAAUGGUUGAGGGGGGGGAAAAAAAGCUUUUGGACCACGUUAAUUGCCUUUGAAAAAGGAAGCAAUAUGAAUCUGAGUGAUAAGGGAAAAGCUGUUCUAAGGACCUUGCUCACCUCCAUGCACCUUAAACAAUAUUUAGAUAUCACAGAGUGCAGGAGAUCGACGCAUUCUGGAAACCUUUUACAUUGUUGUACGUCGAAGCUUCUCAUUUGUCAUAAUCGGUGGAAGACUUUUCAAUGAAUGUGUAACUCUUAUUGUGAAUGCUGCACCACGUCCGCCACGGGACUGUUUCCCGAUACACACAGUCACGCUUAAAUUGAACUUUUUAUAUGCUGUUUUUAUGAUUUACAGUCUGAGCCAUCUAGUUGUUCCAGAGCGGGAGCACCUGUAAAUGAGCCGUCACAUUUUCUUUUUCAAACUACUGCAGAGCCUUGUUCAUGAGCAGAAGUUCAUAUGUCUCUUAGAAUUCUGCUAACUAAAGCGUAAUCGAUGAAGCUGUUUGUUGAUCAGCUCCUGUUCAGAUGUGUUCAUGACAAAGAUCUCUUUGUGUGCGUUUAAAAAAAACCCUGUAACGUCCUGAGCCGAGCAGAAGCUUUAACUCCUCUGUGGGCAAAUUCACGGAAAGGACUCGGUCUGUUCCGUCUGUUUUUCUCAGUCCUUUCAUCAGUGAACCCAGCUUUAGAAAUGGGCCAACUGUGUCUUUUGAAUACUGCUGGCAGAGUGCUUUUAUUUCAGCCACCCCUUUGCCAACCACGGUGAUAAUUUGUUCCAUGUUGGAACACAUAAGUCUGACGUUUGCCUUGUAUAAAAUUGAAGAAGUGGUUUUAACUUUCUCUCUGGCGUACUCCACCCCAAGCAUAUUUUUUCUGGCUUUGUUAAGAAAAUAAAAUGCACUAAGUGUUGUAUAUUUAAGAAAAGGGUAGUAAAGGAGACCUAUUCUGCAUUUCCUUAGUGGCUCAUAUACGCUCAUACUAAACAUGGCCAAAGUUUCAAAUAACGAGGUCUGGGAAGCAGAUUCUCUGAACAGUCAUUUUUCACAGUGUUAUAUAUUUAAGAUGUUGCUUCUGUGUAGAUGAGAAGCCCCACCUCCUGUUCGUGAGGGGCAGCCAAUCAGAAAGGAAGAGAAACUAAAACGUCAAAGAUCUGCACCACAGCCAAGUAUUUAAGACAAAUAAGGAUUAUUUUGAACUCUGAGUGAUGCAAAGCAACUCUAGUAGUAUCCAUUCAAAAACAUGACCUGGAAAUGAGCAUCGUAGGUCCCCUUUAAGCCCUGUUUUUUGAAUGGGGCCUUAUCAUAAUGUGACGUUUUUCAACUUACAAGAGCAAGGUGACUGAUUUCUCUGAAAACAUUACGUACACUGUCAUGAGAACUUCAGAAUGACCUUAGCUUUUCCACGAUUGACUACCUAGUCUGUUCACUUAUCAGCUGAUAUAUCAUCUUUCCUCUGACAGCGUUUGUUUUCCAGAUGUAUGUUUAAUGUUUAAAAGAAAAAAAGGGAAUGUGCACAACACAAACCACUGUAUAAAAUGCCUUCUUUGUGGAACUGUUCACAGAUGUGUACCAGCAUUAGCUAAAUGAUUCGUUUGUACAGCCUUCUCACAUUACUGAAUGUCACAGACGGCAAAAGUAUUGCACACAUGCAGCAACGUAUCCAAAUAGUGUGACUGUUUUUUUUCUUGAUUGUAAGCGUAAUCACACAAUAACAAGUCUUCACCUCUACUAAUGCGAAACACUGUAAGAGAUGUCAGUAAUGUACACGAGAACUCAAUAGCAUGAGCAACUGUCAGUUUCACUGUACUGCCAUUGUAAAACAAUAAAACACUGAUACGGUU
This is a messenger RNA of Maylandia zebra (zebra mbuna), 4327 nucleotides long. It is a transcript of the gene dennd11, whose product is annotated as DENN domain containing 11. Gene Ontology annotation, cellular component: cytoplasm. The record is from RefSeq and is a predicted model, not a curated record. Lineage: Eukaryota; Metazoa; Chordata; Actinopteri; Cichliformes; Cichlidae.